AUGGCUAGACAGAAGAGAACUAAAUUUGCUAUUCAGGAGAGAACUGCUAAAAGAAGGAAGGAGGAAGAUAAUAUUUUAGAGCAUGGUUCUUUCUUCAAUGGGGAAUAUCACUCUUUGAGUGACGACGGUGAGCAUGAUUCUGUAAAAGACAGAUGGGAUGAUGAAGAACAAGAUUACGAAUUAGCACCGAGAAAACUUAACGGUUACGAUGAAAGAGAUAUGGUUGAAGGAUUGCCUAUAAAAGUUGAUGGUAAAGUGGAAAGAAGAUUGCAUCAAUCCAGAACUGUUAAGAAGGUGAAGGAAGAUGAAAGUGAAAGUGAGAUUGAAGAAGAUCAAAAAGAUGAGUUUGAUAAUAUCAAUGAUUCAGAUUACAAGAAAGAAGAGGAGGAGGAGGAAUAUGAUACAGAAGAAAAAAUUAUCUUAUUACAAGAAGAGAUUGCAGAAUUAGUAAGUAAAGUGAUGGAAGAACCAGAAGAAAACGUAGCUGCAUUAAAACGUCUUUACACAAUGACAACAUCUAAAAACCCAAAUACUUGCAAGUUUUCAAUGUUAGCAUUAGUCACUGUAUUUAACAGUAUUAUCCCUGGUUAUAGAAUUAGGCCUUUAACUGAAACAGAAAAGAAGGAAAAAGUCACCAAGGAUGUUGCCAAAUUAAGAAACUUUGAACAGAAUUUAGUUAUAAUUUACAAAAGAUAUUUAGAAAAUUUGGAACAGUUAGCAAAAAUACCAAAUAACUCUGAUAGUUUUAUUAAGACAAAUCUAGGUAAUUUGGCCAUAAGUGCAUUAAACAAUUUAAUAUCCACUGCAUCGAACUUUAAUUUUAGAGCUCAUUUUUUGACUAUUCUAAUUCGUAGAAUAUGUAAACCAAAUUUGAAAAAUGAUCCAAUGGCUGUUGAAACUAUUAAAAAUUUAGAAUCAUUAUUAGAUGAUGACACUGAAGGUAACAUAUCUUUAGACGUUGUUAGAAUUUUCAGCAAAACGAUAAAAGUUAGAAAAUAUAAUAUUGAAGAAUCAGCUUUAAAUAUUCUAUUAUCUUUGGAUGUCUUACAAGAUUACGAUCCAAACACUAAAGAUGAUGAUGCUAUCAAUCAGAACUAUACAAAGCUUAAGAAGAAGGAUAGAGUUCAUUUAUCAAAGAAGCAAAGAAAAGCUAGAAAGGAAUUAAAACAAAUCGAAGAAGAGAUGAGAAAAGCUGAAGAAACAGUUUCUGCAGAAGAAAGGGAGAAAAAUCAAGCAGAAAUAUUAAAGCUGGUAUUAGCCAUGUAUUUGAAUAUAUUAAGAGAAGCUUCUCAUACUUUAGUCGGUUCGGUGUUGGAAGGUUUGGCCAAGUUUGGUAACAUGGCCAAUUUUGAUUUGUUAGGUGACUUUUUAGAAGUUAUGAAAGAACUUAUUUCAGACUUAUUAGCAGAAGAUUUAUCACCACCAAGUCUAAGAAAAAUAUUGCUUUGUAUUGUCAGUGCAUUUUCAUUAAUUAGAAAUCAUAACCAAAUGAAAAUUAGCAUGGAUUUAUCAAAAUUCAUUGAUGCUCUAUAUACAAUUUUGCCAAUACUGUCUAUGGACUCUGAUAUUGAAUUAUCUUAUAAAUCCUUAAGAUUAUCAGACCCUUUAAAUAACGAAAUUCUGAAACCUACAGUUAAUGUUUCAACUAAAGCUGAGUUAUUACUAAGAGCAUUAGACCAUGUUUUUUUCAAAUCAAGAUCUGGUACAAGACAAAGAGCUGCAGCUUUUACAAAAAGAGUAUACAUGUGUUUAUUACACACUCCAGAAAGAACUUCAAUCGCUUUAUUGAAAUUUAUUGACAAACUGAUGAAUAAGUAUCCUGAUAUCGCUGGUUUAUAUUCUACAGAAGAUAGAAUUGGUAAUGGUAAAUUUUAUAUGGAAAUGAACUCGCUUUCUAGAAGUAACCCAGAAGCUGCUACCAUUUGGGAAAAUACGUUACUGACAAAGCACUUUAACCCAAGUGUAGUAAAAGGUGUACGUUCUAUUGCCAAGCGUUCGGUAGAAGCAAAUAAAUAA
This is a messenger RNA of Tetrapisispora phaffii CBS 4417, 2016 nucleotides long. It is a transcript of the gene NOC3, whose product is annotated as Noc3p. NCBI's taxonomy places the organism in Eukaryota, Fungi, Ascomycota, Saccharomycetes, Saccharomycetales, Saccharomycetaceae. Gene Ontology annotation, cellular component: nucleolus. Gene Ontology annotation, molecular function: chromatin binding. The record is from RefSeq and is a predicted model, not a curated record. The transcript has a single exon. The coding region runs from base 1 to 2016 and encodes 671 amino acids. Gene Ontology annotation, biological process: DNA replication initiation.